Papaver somniferum (opium poppy) is the source of this 714-nucleotide messenger RNA. RefSeq lists its product as uncharacterized. The record is from RefSeq and is a predicted model, not a curated record. NCBI's taxonomy places the organism in Eukaryota, Viridiplantae, Streptophyta, Magnoliopsida, Ranunculales, Papaveraceae. The coding region runs from base 1 to 714 and encodes 237 amino acids. The transcript is spliced from 2 exons.
AUGGCAUGUCCAUCAGUUCAUCUGAAUCUUAACACAAUACCACCAGGUCCUGCACAUCAGGAGAUCAACCUAUUCCUAAACCAUCUUCUUAAAAUCAAUUUUUACGCGGCUUCAUAUCGUGAUCCAUUUUUUGUUCAUCCCUCUGUCAAUCCCAAUGCUGUUCUUUGUAGUCCUCCAUUAAACGGUGACAAUUAUGCAUCAUGGAAGAUAGGAAUGAUGAGAGCUUUGCGUUUGAAGAACAAAAUUGGUUUUAUUGAUGGAUCUAUUUCUAAACCAACUGAUUCGGCCAAACUCGGCGAAUGGAUGCGAGCAUAUGGUCUUGUCAUUGGUUGGAUUCAUGCUGCUAUCCUUCAUAGCGUUAAAGAUAGUGUUUCUUAUGCUCCUACUGUUUUUCUUCUCUGGAAAGAUCUUGAGAACAUUCAUGUUGAAUCUUGUGAUCCAAAGCUAUAUCAAUUGAAACAACAACUUGCCUUUAUUAAGCAAGAUGGUUCGUCUGUAAUGGUUUUUUAUGGUCGUCUUCGUGCUAUUUGGGAUGAGAUGGAUACUAUAAGACCUCUAAGUACUUGUAAUGCCAAGGAUGCUAUUGAUCAUCUCAACCCAGAUACGACCAUGGAAUUCUUGCAAUGUCUUCAUGAUAGGUAUGCUGGUCUCCGUUCUAACAUUUUGCAGCGUAUUGAGUUUCCACCCUUGUUAACUAUUUAUAACUUAGUCUGA